AUGGCCGCACGCAAGAUCCAAGUCGGCCACCUCGACGUCCGCGUCACCGCCGAGCCCCUCACCCCAGCCGCCUUCGCGCCCUUCGGCGACGUCGUCUGCAACCCGCGGCCCGACGUUCUCCCCUCCGCCACCGCCUCCUCCCGACGCGCCGCCUCCGCGCCGCUUCCCGCCAACGCCGUCUCCGCCAACCAGGGCUUCGCCAUCCAGUACCGCCGCGUCAGCCGCGUCGCCAACCUCUACGCCUCCUCGCCCGCGCCCAGCCGCCACCCCGGCGAGCCCGUCACCAGCCUGUUCGUGUGCGCCGCCCGGCCUCUCCACAGCAGCAGGACCAGGCAAACGGCCGAGUUUGUCGUCCGCCACCUCGAGCGCCACCCCUUCACCGCCCAGACCUUUUCCCCGCUCGCCUCCUCGGCCUCGCUGUACCUCGUCAUCGUCGCGCCGAGCCUGCCCCCGGCCGUGGGGGACGGCACCGAGGAGAUGGCCGUCGCGGCGCCGCCCGGGGCCACGCCCGGCCGCGGCCUGCCGAACUUGAAGGAGCUCCGCGCGUUCGUGGGCACGCGCGCGCAGGCGGUGACGUACGGGGCGGGGACGUGGCACGCGCCAAUGGUGGUGCUCGGCGCGCCGGGCACGACGCUGGACUUUGUGGUGUCGCAGUUUGCGAGCGGCGUGGCUGACGAGGACUGCCAGCUGCUCGAGUUUGAGGCCGAGGGGCGGCCGGAGCCCCAGCUCAGGGUGCAGAUUCCGGUUUCAAAUUUACCGACGAUGGAGAAGCUGUAA
Cordyceps fumosorosea ARSEF 2679 is the source of this 777-nucleotide messenger RNA. Its product is annotated as Ureidoglycolate hydrolase. The coding region runs from base 1 to 777 and encodes 258 amino acids. Gene Ontology annotation, biological process: allantoin catabolic process. The record is from RefSeq and is a predicted model, not a curated record. The transcript has a single exon. Gene Ontology annotation, molecular function: ureidoglycolate lyase activity; ureidoglycolate hydrolase activity. Lineage: Eukaryota; Fungi; Ascomycota; Sordariomycetes; Hypocreales; Cordycipitaceae.